AUGAAGGCGAAGGGUGCCGGCGAGGCUGCCACGGCAACAGCGCCCCGUCUCCAACGGACCCAUCAUCCCCUCGAUCAACCGCCAACAUUUGACGACGCGGGACGAAGGCAGCUGCUCCUCUUGGGGCUGUUCGAUUGGAGGGUCGCCCAUGGGCUGUGGUCGGCAGAAGACUCGGACAAGGCGGAGGCGCUCGAGGCCGAGGACACAGGCGAGGGACACAUCUCGGCUACCGGGGAUGGUGCAAGAGUGUCGCAGAGGCAGGGACCGGGAUCAGGAGGCAGGAUUGCUCGGAAGGAAGGCGAGGGUUACGGGAAGGCACGCAAGACCGGCCCACCCCUCACGCUUGAGCUCCUCGCCUCCUCGACCGCCAAGCAGAUCGUCGCCGUCCACACUCACAAGCAGCUGGCAGCGUUUAGGUCGAGCGUCCCGGGCUGGAAGAAGACUGCCGUCCGUCUAAGCGGCACUCCGACAGCGGCAGAGUCGAUCCAAUUCCCGCCUAACCAGAUCAUCACAUUGGCGGAGCAGACGAUACGAGACGCGCGACAAGAACUGAAGAAGCGCGCCAAUGCCUAG
Rhodotorula toruloides NP11 is the source of this 573-nucleotide messenger RNA. RefSeq lists its product as uncharacterized. NCBI's taxonomy places the organism in Eukaryota, Fungi, Basidiomycota, Microbotryomycetes, Sporidiobolales, Sporidiobolaceae. The coding region runs from base 1 to 573 and encodes 190 amino acids. The transcript is spliced from 3 exons. The record is from RefSeq and is a predicted model, not a curated record.